AAUAGAUAAUUGAUAUCAGCUAAUGUGGAGUAACACUAGUUGUUAUAGCCAGUCUAACUAUUUUGGCUUUGGGCUGGCCUUGAAUCAUAGUCUAGUCUAAGAGUCACGGGAUUCAUGCCUUAGCUCCCGGUAACUUCCCUUUUAAGCUCAUCGCGUACAGAGCACAAUUUUCUUGAUUGAAUCGUUGAAAGGGUUAUAGUUGUAAGUGUCAAGAGGAUUAUCUUAUUAUCUGAGCUACAAUUCCUGAUUCUAUAGUAGACCCAUAAUCAUCAUACUCGCCAUAUUGAGCCUAACAUCGUUUUCCCAGUAGUUUCGAUUCGAGGUAACUUUGAAGCAAUUACUCAUUGAUAUUCAUGUCGAAUUUCAAGAAACCACGAGUCGGUUAUAAAAUUAUACAUAUCACUGUUCUCAAAUUCUACCAAAGAACCUCAUUAAUACAUCCGAGGAAGAAAAAAGAUGCCCACUUCAGAGUCACCGAGCAACGUCAAAAUGGCUUCUACCACAGAUCCUCGUCCUUCGAAGGAAAUGUAUGUCAACUAUCCAUCCUAUCCUCGCGCCAUGAUACUUGAUCCCGUCCUUCCUCAUAAGCAAACCUUUAUUAUUCUACAUGGCCGUGGAUCAUUCGCGGAAAAAUUUGCCCCUCCUCUUCUGGAAAUGAGGACUGGUCGUAACGAGACGAUUCAAACAGUUUUUCCUCACGCAAAAAUCGUAUUCCCCACCGCAUCACGAAACCGAGCCACGGUAUAUAAAAAUUCCUUUACGCAUCAGUGGUUCAACUGUUGGCAUCUUGAGGACUACAAGAAAAGACAAGGUAUGAUGCGUCCAGGUCUCCACCAAAGCUGCAAUUACAUACAUUUCCUCUUAAAGGGAGAGAUCGAGAUUGUCGGUGCUGAGAACGUAAUACUUUGGGGAAUGAGCCAAGGGUGCGCUACUUCUUUGUCAUCACUCUUAGCAUGGGAUGGCGAGCCAUUCGCUGCUGUUGUGGGCAUGUGUGGUUGGUUACCUUUCGGUAAUUUAGUUGAAGAGGUGAGUGCAAACUCGAGCAGUCAAUUUGCUACAGGUGAAAGCCAUGGCGAAGACGGUGACUUCUUUGCACGAUCUGAUGAUGAGGACGACCCUUUUGCACGUUCCGAAGGUGAAGUGGCUAGUGAGGAAUCGAGUUUGCAAGCGAGUGCUCUUAGCUUUUUCAGAGAAGAGAUUGAUAUGGACCACAAGAAAGGGAUGAUUUGCCAACAGAUUCCCGUAUUUUUGGGAAAUGGCAUGGAGGAUCCAAAAGUAUCCAUUGAAAUGGGAAGGGAGGCUAGGAGGUGUUUAGAUUUGCUUGGUGUGGAUGUAAAGAUGAGGGAGUACGACGGGCUGGGUCACUGGUACUCCGAGCAUAUGCUUUCCGACAUCUUUCAAUUCAUCAAGCAAAAUCUAAACAGUACGAAGCAGUUUCUAGUUCGAACUUGAAUAUUAAUAGUAUAAUUUUAAAUACGGUGAAUUACUCUCAUGUUAUAAAAAGCGAAAUUAAUAAAUUUAUUGAAAAGAUUAAAG
Molecule: messenger RNA, 1536 nt
Organism: Sclerotinia trifoliorum
Lineage: Eukaryota; Fungi; Ascomycota; Leotiomycetes; Helotiales; Sclerotiniaceae
Source: the annotation of a GenBank genome assembly